AUGGCUAAGCCACACAGAAAGCCCAACCAUGGAGGGCAGGGGUGGCAUGGGCACCAUUCACAUAACCAGGUUAGCCAGACAGAUCUGACGGUGGCUUUACAAUCCAUUAACCAGGCAGGAUGUGGGAGCACUCGCGUCAGUCCUGCUGUCUCAUACAUUGUUGGUGGAACCGAAGCUCGCGCUAACAGCUGGCCUUGGAUGGCAUCCUUAGAGUAUAAUGGAAUGCACGUUUGUGGGGGAAGCUUAGUAUCUGAUAGAUAUGUUAUCACAGCAGCCCAUUGUGUAGAGGGUGCUAUGGGGACAGCUUCCAGAUGGCGAGUUCGACUAGGAAAACAUGACAGAUCUAGAACAGAGUCUACAGAACAGAAUCUGAACGUCAGAGCCAUCAUAAGUCAUCGCAGUUACAGUAGCUCCAAAAUCAGCAACGAUAUCGCAUUGAUGGAACUGAGUUCAGCAGCACAGAUCAAUGAUUACGUCAGUCCUGUCUGUGUGAGUGAACUUGAUGUGGCUGCUGGAACAAACUGUAUAACAACAGGCUGGGGAGAUACUCAAGGUACUGGAUCUAGUACAGUUCUUAGACAGGUGACUGUACCAAUUAUUAGUCAGUCAACAUGUGCCAGUCGUGCCUAUUAUGGUAGGAAUAUGGACACUACAACCAUGAUUUGUGCUGGAUACGAACAAGGAGGAAAAGACUCUUGUCAGGGAGACAGUGGUGGACCAUUGGUAUGUAGUUCCCAAGGAGUAUGGCAACUCACAGGAAUCACUAGUUGGGGUUUUGGUUGUGCUGAAGCGUUUAAGCCUGGAGUAUACACCAGAGUAGUAAACUACGUCAGCUGGCUUGGUAACAAUAUGAAUUAAACUUUGGGAGAGAGCUGUAACACCCGGUGAUAUUUCUUACGUGAAUUGUGUUCGAUUACAUAGUUUAAAUAUAAUAUUCUAGUCGAUAGUUUUUUUUCUCCACAAAUAAAACAGAAUUCAACAUUCAGGUCGAGGAUUUUAUACAAUGAUUA
Saccostrea echinata is the source of this 1010-nucleotide messenger RNA. RefSeq names its product trypsin-3-like. Gene Ontology annotation, molecular function: serine-type endopeptidase activity. Bases 1 to 858 code for a protein of 285 amino acids. The transcript has 7 exons. NCBI's taxonomy places the organism in Eukaryota, Metazoa, Mollusca, Bivalvia, Ostreida, Ostreidae. The record is from RefSeq and is a predicted model, not a curated record. Gene Ontology annotation, biological process: proteolysis.